Arabidopsis thaliana (thale cress) is the source of this 2289-nucleotide messenger RNA. Its product is annotated as ATP synthase alpha/beta family protein. The record is from RefSeq and is marked reviewed. Gene Ontology annotation, cellular component: mitochondrial inner membrane; proton-transporting ATP synthase complex; mitochondrion. Bases 254 to 1933 code for a protein of 559 amino acids. The transcript is spliced from 9 exons. Gene Ontology annotation, biological process: proton motive force-driven ATP synthesis; ATP biosynthetic process; proton transmembrane transport. Gene Ontology annotation, molecular function: ATP binding; proton-transporting ATP synthase activity, rotational mechanism; ATP hydrolysis activity. NCBI's taxonomy places the organism in Eukaryota, Viridiplantae, Streptophyta, Magnoliopsida, Brassicales, Brassicaceae.
UGGUUGGGUUAAUGAGAAAGAUCAACGUUUUGAUUAUUUCCUUCCAUCCAAUCAACGGCCUUGAUAUGGAAUAGAAUCGGAAAAUCACACGUGUCGCAGUCAGAACAAAACACGUUACGCAGAAGAAGUGGUCUACGCUACUGAAUCGAAGAGAGUUAUAUAGAGAGAAGAGGAGCUACAAGAGAACUUAUUCAUUUGAUAACCCUAGUAGCUCCUUUUUUCUCUAUCUCGCUUUCUCUGUUUCACCACAGUCAUGGCGAGUCGGCGAAUCUUAUCAUCGCUUCUCCGUUCUUCUUCGAGUAGAUCUACUUCUAAAUCCUCCUUGAUCGGGAGCCGAAACCCGAGGCUUUUAUCCCCCGGUCCCGCGCAUGGAGCCGCUCCAUGUGGGACUCUCCUUGGCCGAGUCGCCGAGUAUUCGACUUCUUCUCCGGCUAAUUCGGCUGCACCAUCUUCUGCUCCUGCUAAAGAUGAGGGAAAGAAGACCUAUGAUUACGGUGGCAAAGGCGCGAUCGGGCGUGUGUGUCAGGUUAUUGGUGCCAUUGUUGAUGUGAGAUUCGAAGAUCAGGAGGGAUUGCCUCCGAUCAUGACAUCUCUCGAGGUACAGGAUCAUCCAACAAGGUUGGUCCUUGAGGUGUCUCAUCACUUGGGUCAAAAUGUCGUUAGGACCAUUGCUAUGGAUGGUACUGAGGGUCUCGUCCGUGGAAGGAAGGUUCUCAACACUGGUGCUCCAAUCACUGUUCCUGUUGGAAGGGCCACCCUUGGACGUAUCAUGAACGUUCUUGGAGAACCUAUUGACGAGAGAGGCGAAAUUAAGACCGAGCAUUACUUACCCAUUCACAGAGACGCUCCAGCUUUGGUUGAUUUGGCCACCGGUCAAGAGAUUCUCGCUACUGGUAUUAAGGUUGUUGAUCUCCUUGCUCCUUACCAAAGAGGAGGAAAGAUUGGGCUUUUUGGCGGUGCUGGUGUUGGGAAAACAGUGCUCAUUAUGGAACUGAUUAACAAUGUUGCCAAAGCUCAUGGUGGUUUCUCCGUGUUUGCUGGUGUGGGAGAACGGACCCGUGAAGGCAAUGAUUUGUACAGAGAAAUGAUUGAGAGUGGUGUCAUCAAGCUAGGAGAGAAACAGUCUGAGAGCAAAUGUGCCCUAGUGUAUGGACAAAUGAAUGAGCCCCCGGGUGCUCGUGCCCGUGUUGGACUGACUGGUUUGACUGUUGCUGAGUAUUUCCGUGAUGCUGAAGGCCAAGAUGUCUUGCUUUUCAUUGACAACAUCUUCCGUUUCACCCAGGCCAACUCUGAAGUGUCUGCGUUGCUCGGUCGUAUCCCGUCUGCUGUGGGGUACCAGCCAACUCUGGCUUCCGAUCUUGGUGCUCUUCAAGAGCGAAUCACAACCACCAAGAAAGGUUCAAUUACCUCUGUCCAAGCCAUCUAUGUCCCUGCUGAUGAUUUGACAGAUCCUGCUCCUGCCACAACUUUUGCUCACUUGGAUGCCACAACUGUGCUUUCAAGACAGAUUUCUGAGCUUGGUAUCUACCCUGCUGUGGAUCCUUUGGAUUCGACGUCCCGUAUGCUCUCGCCCCACAUUCUAGGUGAGGAGCACUACAACACAGCUCGUGGUGUGCAGAAAGUGUUGCAGAAUUACAAGAAUUUGCAAGAUAUUAUCGCCAUUUUGGGAAUGGAUGAGCUAAGUGAAGAUGACAAGCUGACUGUUGCCCGUGCCCGUAAGAUCCAGAGAUUCUUGAGUCAGCCAUUCCAUGUUGCUGAAAUCUUCACUGGUGCCCCUGGAAAAUAUGUCGACCUUAAAGAAAACAUCAACAGUUUCCAGGGUUUGUUGGAUGGCAAGUACGAUGAUCUUUCCGAACAAUCGUUUUACAUGGUUGGAGGUAUCGAUGAGGUGGUUGCAAAGGCAGAGAAGAUCGCUAAAGAGUCAGCAGCUUAGAAGCUGGAUCCAUCUCUUGCAUAUGCUUAAUACCUGUCUGUUUCUUGUGACAAUAACGAAAAGAAAAAAACCACUGCCUGUGAGUUACCCACACCAAGCGGAAUUUGAGUUCCGUAUUUAUAGUUUCUUUCGAAUUCCUUGAGAGCUACGAGAUGAUGCUGAACAUACCCUUCAUUCCCUUGUACUCAGAUUUUUGGUUCAUUUACUUCCUUGACUUGUUGAAAUAAAGGUUAAGCAAGUCUUGCAGAUUAUGAUUUCUUGAUCUCAGACUUUUUCUUUCAGAAAAUGCUGCAAGUCUUGGUACGCCAAGCAAGUAUAAUUAUAUCUAAUGUCCGAAAAGACAAGCAAAAUAGCAU